Messenger RNA from Symbiodinium necroappetens, 1818 nucleotides. The record is from the annotation of a GenBank genome assembly. NCBI's taxonomy places the organism in Eukaryota, Dinophyceae, Suessiales, Symbiodiniaceae.
GCCACGAUUGACAGCAUCAGCGCGAACACCACGGAGGGCCUGGGAAUUGUGAGCAUUGCCCAUCGUCUCAGUACCGUGAAAAACUCGGAUCUCAUCUACGUGCUCAGCCGGGGCACGUUGGUGGAGAAGGGAAACCAUACCUCCCUCAUGGAGAAGAAGGGCACCUACUACGCCUUGGUGGCGGCUCAGGAGUCUUCUCACAAGGCCGAUGAAGCCGAAGAGAACACUGUGCCAGAGGUGCCGCAUCUCGGCACCUACCAUGAGCUGACUAGGCACGACCAGACUCUGCAGAUGGUCGUCAAGCGCUCGUCGACGAACUCCGGAGAGUCAGAGAGCGAGCGCGUGACUAGACGCCUCAAAGGCGUGCCGAAUCAGGCCAUCCUGGAGGCGGUCAUGGAGUUGAGGGCGAUGCCACGCUUUGGAAGCCAUUUCUUGGAGCUACGGUGGCUGCUGUUCUGCUUAGCCUCCAUGAAUCUCCGCAAGCUGAGUGCGAACUGCCGUUCGGGCAACGAGCUCAAGGUUCGCAUGCACACCACAACACCUGUCGGGGCAAAAAGCGACAUCCGCAUCGUAGACAUUAUCGAUACUGAAGGGAUCUUCCAUGAGAUCAAGACCGGCAGUGUCCGCUACACCCAAGCCACGGCGAACCAGAUCCUGAAGGACGCUCACAUUGUUAAGCAUAACCGUGCCUGCCAAGGCUAUGUCUGGGAGUUCUUCCCUGGCAAGACCGGUGAAACCAAAGUGGAUCCGAAAGUGCUCCAAGAGCUCGACAAACAUGGCAUACAGUACAUCAUCCAUGGACACAAGCCUGCACUAGAUUCACUAGAUGCUGCAAUCAAGUGCCCUCACUGUAGCAAGGAAGAUAUCUUGAAAAAUGUGCAGGACAUGGCACCGAAGAGCAGCACUGAUAAGGUGGCCAGUGCUAUGUCCCAGGCUACGGUUCUCAAGGUCGCAGGGGCCGUGAACUUGGCAGUUGUUCUGCUGAGUUUGGGAACAGCUCCUGUGCUGCGUGAGCACGUCGACCUACUGGAGCAGACGGUGCCGGAGCUGUCUGAAGAGUGCAGUCGCUUCAAAGCAUCCUUGGACAAGAUGGAGGUUGAGCUUGAUGCCACCCUCGCUCAGCCGAAAGACCGGUUUAACCGCCGUCAGCACCACAUCAACGCUGUGGUGAAAACAGCUUCGCGAGACUUUGACGACCUGCGCUUCCGCUUUAGCGAGAUCAUCCGCGAUCGCGAUGCGAGGCAACGGCAAGAACAGGCCGAGAAUUGUGCCAGCAUCAGUGGCUGCACUGUUCUAAUGGGCCUUGUUUUGACAGUGGCAGUAGUGGAAUGCCAUUGUGGUGCUGGUGUUUCGCUGGGCCUCUCGUCUGCCGCGGCUGGUGGCACAGGUGCUGCCGGUCUUGAGAGCAUUCACCAGUGCACUCGCAUCAUCGACAAGACGUCGGAUGAGUUGCGUUUGGCGACAUCAGCUGAGCAGGAUCUAAAUCACAAGUACACGCAGCUGAUGGAAGUCUUGGAGAAAAGCAUGCUGGCGAGCCUGUCUGAGAGUGUGUGGCGGGUCCACGACUGGACUCAUGCAGAAAAGUACAUCACGAACAUUUGUCGCCAGGACGCGCUUGCCCGCCUGAGCCGCAUCGGUGGUGGCUCCGUUUUGGGGGCCCAGGGUCAAAAGGUUCUGAUCGGCCGCUACGACGGGGGAGCAGAUAUUUCGCUUUGUACAAUUACAGACAUUGAGGGGCAUGGGGGCGUCUAUGAGGCGGCCGUGCAAUGUUCCACAAGCUUCAGUGCUUUCGGGUCGAGAAAUGCGCCGCGCCGUUAG